This is a messenger RNA of Fulmarus glacialis (Northern fulmar), 1361 nucleotides long. Its product is annotated as NACHT, LRR and PYD domains-containing protein 3-like. NCBI's taxonomy places the organism in Eukaryota, Metazoa, Chordata, Aves, Procellariiformes, Procellariidae. The record is from RefSeq and is a predicted model, not a curated record. Gene Ontology annotation, cellular component: cytoplasm.
AUUACAAGAUGAAGUACAGAGAACACAUACAAAAGAAUUACCACUGGAUAAAAGACAUGAAUGCUCAUAUUGGUGAGACGGUGACUCUGAACUCCAGAUAUACAAGGCUGGUUCUUGUUAGUGCGCAUCACCAUGAAAAAAAGAAAGAACAUGAAAUCAUGGCUGUGGGACAGAGACAAGCAGAAAUCAUGCAGGAACAAGUGAAUUCUUCCAUUGCUAUAACAGAUCUUUUUAAACCUGACAGGGAUAAACAGACACCAAAGUCUGCCGUGAUAUUGGGAGCUGCAGGAAUUGGGAAGACAAUGACAGGUAAUGUUCUUACAGCUCAGGGGAUUAUGGCUGACAUGAUUUCGAAAUGUUGUCCCAGUGAUAAUCCACCUCUUGUAGAGAUCUUGAGGAGACCAGAAAAACUCCUGUUUAUCAUUGAUGGCUUUGAUGAACUGACGUUUUCUUUGGACCAGCCACAAAAUGACCUGUCCUCUGAUCCCUGGGAGAUUAAGCCACUGCCCUGCAGAAGCUGGAACAGUGUUUGGUGUGUGAAUGCUCUGCUGAAAAUACUGGGAUUCUCAGCAGCUGAUAGGGAGUAAUAUUUCCACAAAUGUUUUGAAAAUAAGGAAGAGGGAAGGAAGGCCUUUCAGUUUGUUAAAGGAAAUGAAACGGUCUUUACCAUGUGCCUUGUCCCCAUCAUGUGCUGGAUCGUCUGUACUGUCAUGAAACAACAGCUUGAAAGUGGUGAAGAUCUUGCACAAACUGCCAACACAACUGCAGGAAUAUAUAUCCUUUAUGUUUCCAGCUUACUAACACCUCUGAGCAGCAAGUUGAAACAGAACUUGUACAUUAGCCUGAAAAUACUUUGUUGCCUGGCUGCUGAUGGGAUCUGGAAGCAGAGAGUCCUCUUUGAGGAGGAGGCAAUCAAUGAAUUCUUGUUAAAUCAGAGAGACACUCUCCCACUUUUUUUGAAUGAGAGCACUUUUCAGGAGGCCAUUAUUUGUGGGAGUGCCUACAGUUUCAUUCAUCUGAGUGUCCAAGAGUUUUUUGCAUCUCUAUUUUAUGGUGAAACAAGAGAUAAGCAAGAAGAUCCUAACAGGGAUGUGAAAAAAUUGUUAGAAAACUAUGGAAACUCAAGACAUGAUUUCAAGUUAACCAUGCAGUUCCUAUUUGGUCUCUUAAGGAACAAAAAAAUUUUGGAAAAGGAAUCAGGGUGCAAAAUUUCUCCUGAAAUUAACAAAGAAUUACUAAUGUGGCUUCAAACUAGCCAAAAAACAGCUUUAGCUGUUAAUGCAGAGAAAAGAGCAGUGAUUCAUGAUUUGGAGGCUUGCCACUCGUUGUAUGAAAUCCAAGAUGAAAGUUUUGUGAAAACU